UUUCAACUUAGUGUCACCAACUAUUCAGGAAAUCGUGGGAAGUACGAGCCUCCAAGACUUUUUGAAGGGUAGAAGGAGGCAAAUUUUCCUUGAGGCGGCCAAAUCAGAGGUUUUAUGAUUUACAAAAAAUGUGUUUUGAACUUGAACUAAGACUUUUCAUCUUCUUUUCGUAGCUCACGAUACAAUGCUUUACUCAUUCGUGAGCUGUAUCAGAGCCAAACUGGAUAUUCUGAGUGUAGCUACAAGGACUAUGCGAGAACGGACUAACCUGAGGAUGAAUCUGCCAGAAGGUCUUCAACUUAUUCAUGAUGAAGACAUACCAGAAUUUGAGAUGGAGAUGUAUUUUGAGGUGAAGAGAAGUAAUCAGAUUCUCAUGGUCUUACUAAGCGCUAGUAAAGGUAUAGAAGAAAUAUUCAACAUCACCCUUCUCGCAAGGACCCUUUCUUCGCUUUUAGUGAUAGCAUCUUGCUUAUUUGUCUCUUCAAAAUUGACCUUUGAGGACCCUGAGAUGUACCACCUGGUCGAGUACUGCAGUGGGGCUUUUUUCCAACUAUUCAUGAUAUGCUAUUUUGGCAUAUUCGUUACAGAUGCGAGUAGAGCAUACAGAAACUGCCUUUAUGAGCUAGAUUGGUACAGCUCUAGUAGAAGAUUCAAGCAAUGUAUACUAAUUAUGAUGGAAAGAAUGGACAGACCACUGUAUAUAACACUAGGAAAAUUUUCGCCCUUAACUCUGCAAACAUUUGUUGCUGUUACAAGAAUAUCUUUCUCCUAUGCAACUGUUUUGAAAGCCGUUGACUGAUAUGACACAAAAGUCUAUAUAAUUUUAUUGUUCGUGCAAUGUACUAAUUAAUAAAACAAAAGCUC
Acanthoscelides obtectus is the source of this 864-nucleotide messenger RNA. NCBI's taxonomy places the organism in Eukaryota, Metazoa, Arthropoda, Insecta, Coleoptera, Chrysomelidae. The record is from the annotation of a GenBank genome assembly.